GUGGGAAGGGGCAGAUCUGCUGCUGCUGCUGCUGCUCUUGCUCUUGCUGGCGCCGCCGCUGGGCGCGGGUCCGUCAUGGCGCUGGAAACCCUCUCGCCGGACUGGGAGUUCGACCGCCUCGACGACGGUUCCCAGAAAAUUCAUGUUGGAGUACAGUUGAAGAAUUAUGGGAAAUUUCUAGAGGCAUACACUUCCCAGCUGAAGCGAAUUGAAGAUGCAUUGGAUGACUCUGUAGGAGAUGUUUGGGAUUUCAAUCUUGAUCCCAUUGCAUUAAAUCUUUUGCCUUAUGAACAGUCUUCCUUACUCGAACUCAUAAAUACGGAAAACAAGGUUCUAAACAAAGUAAUCACUGUGUAUGCUGCCCUUUGCUGUGAAAUAAAAAAGUUAAGAUAUGAGGCAGAAACAAAAUUUUAUAAUGGCCUCUUGUUUUAUGGAGAAGGAGCUAUGGAUUCCAGUAAGGUGGAAGGUGAUGGCCAAAUACAAAUGGGAAGAUUUAUUUCAUUUUUACAGGAGUUGUCUUGUUUCGUGACACGCUGCUAUGAGGUCGUGAUGAAUGUAGUUCAUCAGUUGGCUGCCCUUUAUACAAGUAACAAGAAUGCACCUAAAGUUAUAGAAACAUCAGGAGUUCAUUUUCAGGCUAUGUAUGAGCAUCUGGGAGAACUGCUGGCAGUUUUACUUACCCUGGAUGAGAUAAUAGACAACCAUGCUACCCUGAAAGAGCACUGGACUAUGUACAAAAGGUUACUAAAAUCUGUCCAUCAUAAUCCUUCUAAAUUUGGAGUGCAGGAAGAUAAACUGAAGCCAUUUGAAAAGUUGCUAUUAAAACUAGAAAACCAAUUACUGGAUGGGACGAUAUUCCAGGCCUGUAUAGAGCAACAAUUUGAUUGCCUCAAUGGUGGAGUGUCAGUGUCGAAGAACAGCACUUUUGCUGAGGAGUUCGCACAUAGUAUUCGCACAAUUUUUGCAAAUGUUGAAGCUAAGCUUGGUGAACCCUCAGAAAUUGACCAGAGAGAUAAGUACGUAGGAAUUUGUGGGCUGUUUGUACUGCAUUUUCAGAUUUUUCGGACAGUAGACAAGAAAUUUUACAAAUCGUUACUGGACAUUUGCAAAAAGGUGCCAGCUAUUACACUUACAGCUAAUAUCAUUUGGUUUGCUGACAACUUUCUCAUUCAGAAGGUGCCAGCUGCUGCCAAGCUUCUGGACAGGAAGAAUUUUCAUUCCAUUAAAAUACACAGAGAAACUUUUCUACAGCAGAAGGCUCAGUCACUUACCAAAGAGAUGCAGUCAUAUUACGUUUUUGUGAGCUCAUGGAUGAUGAAAAUGGAAUCUAUUUUGUCAAAGGAACAACAAAUGGAUAAGUUUGCAGAAGAUCUCACUAAUAGGUGCAACGUUUUUAUACAGGGGUUUCUGUACGCUUACAGCCUUAGUAACAUCAUUAAAACUACAAUGAAUCUGCACAUGUCAAUGCAGAAGCCAAUGACUAAAACCUCAGUGAAAGCAUUGUGCAGGCUCGUGGAACUUCUCAAAGCAAUACAACAUACAUUUUACAGAAGAAGUAUGAUUGUCGCUGAUUCAGUAACGCACAUAAUUCAGCAUCUACAGCAUCAGGCUCUUAAUGCUAUUGCUAUAGCCAAGAAAAGAGUUAUUUCAGACAAGAAGUACAGCGAACAGCGCCUUGAUGUACUCUCUGCUCUUGUAUUGGCUGAGAACACCCUCAACGGUCCUAGCACAAAACAGAGACGACUAAUUAUUUCCCUCGCACUCAGUGUGGGCACACAAAUGAAAACAUUUAAAGAUGAAGAGCUCCUUCCUCUCCAAGUAGUUAUGAAGAAGCUGGCCUUAAUCAGUGAACUUAAAGAACGAGUCCAAGCACAAUGUGACUGUUGCUUCUUGUAUUGGCACAGAACUGUAUUUCCAAUUUAUCUUGAUGAUGUCUAUGAAAAUGCAGUGGAUGCUGCUAGGUUACAUUACAUGUUUAGUGCAUUGCGGGAUUGUGUACCAGCUAUGAUGCAUUCAAGGCACUUGGAGUCCCAUGAAAUACUUUUGGAAAGCUAUGACAAAGAAAUCAUGGAUGUUUUAAACAAGCACCUCCUGGACAAACUAUGCAAAGAAAUAGAAAAGGACCUUCGCCUUUCUGUGCACACACACUUGAAACUAGAUGACAGAAAUCCCUUCAGAGUCGGAAUGAAAGACCUUGCCCACUUCUUCACCUUGAACCCAAUUCGUUUUUUCAAUCGGUUCAUAGAUAUCAAAGCCUAUGUGACACAUUACCUAGACAAGACUUUCUACAACCUUACUACAGUAGCUCUGCAUGACUGGGCCACCUAUAGCGAGAUGAGGAAUUUAGCAAUGCAGCGCUAUGGUUUAACUAUGACAGAAGCACAUCUUCCUAGUCAGACUUUAGAACAGGGUCUUGAUGUUCUGGAAAUUAUGAGGAAUAUUCAUGUAUUUGUAUCCCGUUACCUCUACAAUCUCAAUAAUCAGAUCUUCAUUGAGAGAAUCAGCAAUAACAAGCAUCUGAACACCAUAAAUAUCAGGCACAUUGCUAAUUCAAUUCGAACACAUGGCACAGGAAUCAUGAACACAACUGUAAAUUUCACAUACCAGUUUCUGAGAAAGAAAUUUUAUAUCUUCAGCCAGUUCAUGUAUGACGAGCACAUCAAAUCCAGAUUGAUCAAAGAUAUCAGAUUCUUUAGGGAAGUUAAAGAUCAAAAUGACCACAAGUAUCCCUUUGAGAGAGCAGAUAAAUUCAACCGAGGGAUCAGAAAACUUGGAAUUACACCCGAUGGACAAAGUUACCUUGACCAGUUCAGGCAACUAAUAAGUCAGAUAGGGAAUGCCAUGGGCUACGUCCGAAUGAUAAGAUCUGGUGGACUUCAUUGCUGUAGUAGUGCAAUUAGGUUUGUUCCUGAUAUUGAAGAUAUCAUUAAUUUUGAAGAACUUGUGAAAGAGGAAGGUCUUGCUGAAGAAACACAAAAAGCAGCCAGGCAACUGGAUUCCGUACUGAGUGAUCUCACACGCAAUUCUGCAGAAGGCACAGAGUAUUUCAAAAUGCUUGUGGAUGUGUUUGCUCCUGAGUUUCGCAGUUCAAAGAACAUGCACCUACGCAAUUUUUACAUAAUUGUUCCACCAUUGGCCCUCAACUUCAUAGAGCAUUCAAUCAGCUGCAAGGAGAAGUUGAAUAAGAAGAACAAAGCUGGUGCAGCUUUCACCGAUGAUGGUUUUGCCAUGGGUGUAGCUUACAUUCUGAAGCUUUUAGACCAGUACCAAGAAUUUGAUUCUCUCCAUUGGUUCCAGUCAGUUCGAGAGAAAUACGUGAGAGAGAUCAGAGCAUUAGCAAAACAACAGAACGUUCAAUCAGCUGUCCAAGAUGAAAAGCUGCUACAGACUAUGAACCUUACUCACAAGCGACUGGAAGUUUGUUUGCAGGAGUUUGAACUGCUUUAUUUCUCACUAAGCAGCGCAAGGAUCUUUUUUAGAGCCGAUAAAACUGCAGCAGAAGAAAACCAAGAGAAAAAAGACAGAGAAGAACCUGGAAAAACAAGCAAUGGGGACCUGUCCAACUCUAGUUCUGCAGAUCCUGUUGUGAAAUGAGAGCCUUGACAUAUAGAGCAAUGGUGAUUUGUUGAAACAGAAGGGACCAAACUGGCAUGGAACUUUUCACCUUCUGAAUCUGAUAGUGACCCAGAAGUGCCAUGAACUGUAGAGUAACCCAUACUCUCACAACUAAAAAAAAUAAAAAUACAAUUCAUCCUUUCUGUUGACAUUUCACUGAAGUCUGUUCUUUAGCCUAAUGUAUGAUUUUUGUCAGGGAGAUUUGGUGUCUUAUUUUGAUUCAGUUCAAUAACUUAAAAAAAAAUCUUUUGCAUUUGAUUUAAUCACAACCUUGACAUUGCAGUUGCUGCUUAAUUCUGUCUGUGUUCACUUCAGCACUAAUGUCCCCAUUUAAAAAUCUGUCAUAGUUCAUAGACCUUUGGAAUCCAAAGAACAUGCCAACUUAGAGGGCCAGUCUCUGUCUUUCAGAGACUGACACUGUACAAACAUGUAAAUUUAAGGCACUUCUCUGUUAUAAUAAACAUUCAUUGCCAUUUCUGCUUUUUUGGCCUCUAAUUUGGGAAUCCUUAGUUUAGGGCAUCCCAUGUGCCUGAAUUGUGCAGUGCUAACCAAACAUGGUCUUGGUGACUCAUAAAAACAAACAUCUGUAGCCUUCAUUGGGGGUCUAAACUCAUGUACAUGCUCUGCUUCUGUGAAUAUAUACAUAUGUACAGUCCUAUGGCUUUCUUUGUGAAUAUAGAAUGGUAGUUAACUGCACUCUGAACAUUUUUCAUCAUGUAAACCAAUUUAAUAGAUGAACAGUUUUAAGUCUUUAAUGUGACUUCCAGUUUACAUUUUAUUUUUUUUGAGCAAGUAGUAAUACAUUCCUUCUGGUGCCAUGGCAUAGGAUCUUAUACUUCAUCACACAGUUAUGUACAUGUGAUGGGUUAAAAUUGUGAAUACCUGCAGCUAUGUUAAAAGCAAAAACAGAGGCACUAAAAAGAUACCGAGGUACUAUUUUUCCUUUACCCUUCCCACCUUUAAAUGCUGUUUUCAAACAUGAAAGCAACACCUAUGGCCACUUUUUCAUAGGCUCAGUUUGCAAAAGCCAGAAAUAAAGGGAAGUCUUCUUUUCAAAUUCUUACGCAUGGUUGAAUUGUCAAGAUCUUCCUCUUUAUGAAUUAACAGGAUGUGGACCUAUAAGCCUCUUCCUCUAACAAAAGUCUAAGUGAAGAACAAACCCCGGGAGCAAACAUUUCGUAGGCUUAAAAUGACUGUUAAUAAUAAGCUUAUCUAGCCUAGCAGGAGUGGUAAAAUGGGUCAAUACAACAAUGCUAUCAUAAUACUUUUUGACUGUGCACUUGUAUGUUUGAGUCCUGCUACAUGUUGUCAUUGAAGUAAAUUUGACAAGUCCCAUCUGAUUCAGUCAGUUCAAAUUCUCAGGAAGGAAGGGGACCAAAUAUUAACAUGUCUUGCUCUAAUUCAUUUUGCAAAACCAUUUUGUUUCAUUAUCUCAGGUUUCUUUUGUUCUGUUUGAUAUUCUGUACAUACUGUUAAUAAAUGUAACUUUGGAAAGUGGA
This is a messenger RNA of Podarcis raffonei (Aeolian wall lizard), 5114 nucleotides long. It is a transcript of the gene WASHC4, whose product is annotated as WASH complex subunit 4. The record is from RefSeq and is a predicted model, not a curated record. Gene Ontology annotation, biological process: endosome organization; endosomal transport. The transcript has 34 exons. Bases 76 to 3594 code for a protein of 1172 amino acids. Lineage: Eukaryota; Metazoa; Chordata; Lepidosauria; Squamata; Lacertidae. Gene Ontology annotation, cellular component: WASH complex; endosome.